Messenger RNA from Sphenostylis stenocarpa, 165 nucleotides. The record is from the annotation of a GenBank genome assembly. NCBI's taxonomy places the organism in Eukaryota, Viridiplantae, Streptophyta, Magnoliopsida, Fabales, Fabaceae.
AUGGAGGGUGAGGUGGAAGCAAAAGCAAAUGGCAUCAUGAGGUGUGAGGCGAUACGAAGAGAAGAGAGUUUGGAGGAGCAACCAUGUCAUGUCACCAGACAUCAGAAUCAGAUGAAGGUUGUGCUGUGUUAUUACCUCUGCAAGAUCUGCAUGCAGAUUCUAUAG